AUGACGGAUGACAAUGUCGGUUCCGAGAGGACGCCUCUCUUAUCCUCUUCCUCCAAUGCCGCCGUCACUUCGAUAGAAAGUCACCCAGAGGAACAGCGAGAUUCCGUGCCCGUCGCUCGCAGACCUGCCGACGGCCUCUCUACUCUGCGCGGCUUUCUCAUCUGCGUCUCCGUCUGGGUCCUCAUCUUCAUCCUGACCAACAAUGUCUCGCUCAUCACCACGAUCCAAUCCCCGAUUGCGACGGACCUUAAAGUCUCCAGCGAAGUCAGCUGGUUCACGUCGGCGUACCUCAUCGCCAUCACGAGCAUCACGCCGGUCGCGGGCCGACUCUGCGCCAUCUUCACCCCCCGACUCUACCUGCUGGCCUCGGUCAUUGUCCAGACUGCCGGUCUGCUACUCACCUCCCGGGCCAAGUCGCUGGCCAUGUUUCUCGCCGGUCGAGUCGUGACGGGCAUCGGAAGUGCCUCCAUCACCCCUGUGGCUUUCAUCCUGGUCACCGAGCUGACCAGCGCCCGCCGACGGGGUCUCUUCUUCGGCUGCAUCAAUACCGGCUACACGACCGGCGUGGCCUGCGGAGCUAUCAUCGCCGGCGCGCUCGAGCCGCUGGUCGGCUGGCGCGCCGUCUUCUGGCUGCAGAUCCCCUUUGCCCUGUCCGCGGUGACGGUGGCGUUCUUCGCCAUCCCCAAGCCCAAGACGGCCGCGACUACGGGACCGUCUUCGGAGACGUUGGCCAAGAAACUGUCGCAGAUCGACUACUUGGGCGUGCUCACCAUCAUCGCCGCCGUCGUGCUUCUCCUCUACAGUCUCUCGUCGCCACAGGUCCAGAUCACCCCGAUCGUCCUCUCGCUCGCGUCCUUCGUCCUCUUCCUCCUCGUCGAGGCCACCUGGGCCAGCCAACCCAUCGUGCCUGUGUCCGUGCUGAAAUCCCGGGGGAACAUCCUCACGGGCAUCGCGACCGUCGGGGUCAUGACGGCGCGGUGGGGGGUGCUGUUCUACACGCCGACGUACGUGCUCACGCUACGCGGCUGGCCGCAGACCAAAGCCGGAUUGACACUGAUCCCGACGAACCUGGGCUUCGGCCUCGGCGGCCUGCUGGCCGGAUGGCUGCACAUCCGACGGACGGGGUCGUUCUACAUCGCGUGCCUCGUGACGUUCGUGCUGUUCGCGCUGUCCAUGUUCACCGUGUCGUGGAUCUCGACCCCGACGUCCAACAUCUACCUGUACCUGGGCGUGCUAUUCCUGAACGGGCUGAUCGUCGGCGCACUGCUCAACUACUCGCUCGCGCACGUCCUGCACCUGACGCACCCGGCGACGCACGUCAUCGUGAUCCCCCUCAACGCCAUGUUCCGCAGCCUGUCCGGCUCGUUCGGCUCCUCCGUCACGGGCGGCCUGUUCCUGCGCACGCUGCAGCGCGCCCUGACGCGCGGGUUCGAGGACCGCGGCCUCCCCGUCACGCCCGACAAGGCCACCCUGAUCCGCCAGCUCGUGGGCACGCCGAUCCUCGUCCAGCGCCUGACCGGCGUGGACAGGGACGUCGCCCUCUCCGGCUACGAACAGGCCCUCAGCACAAUCUACAUGGUCGGCGGCGUCUGGACUAUCGGCAUGUUACUCGUGCAGGCCGGCACCGGGUGGACGAGCCCCGAAGCCGUCAAGGACGAAGAAGGCGCCCACCACAGCGACGAAGAGAGCAUGCAAAAUGGUCUGUCGCCGGCCCUUUCGAGGGAGGCGGUCACCAGUUAG
Messenger RNA from Fonsecaea pedrosoi CBS 271.37, 1740 nucleotides. RefSeq lists its product as uncharacterized. Gene Ontology annotation, molecular function: basic amino acid transmembrane transporter activity. The transcript has a single exon. The record is from RefSeq and is a predicted model, not a curated record. The coding region runs from base 1 to 1740 and encodes 579 amino acids. Gene Ontology annotation, cellular component: fungal-type vacuole membrane. Lineage: Eukaryota; Fungi; Ascomycota; Eurotiomycetes; Chaetothyriales; Herpotrichiellaceae. Gene Ontology annotation, biological process: basic amino acid transport; transmembrane transport.